Molecule: messenger RNA, 1200 nt
Organism: Emiliania huxleyi CCMP1516
Lineage: Eukaryota; Haptophyta; Isochrysidales; Noelaerhabdaceae
Exons: 7
Coding region: 1-1200 (399 amino acids)
Molecular function (GO): protein binding
Source: RefSeq, a predicted model, not a curated record
AUGGCGGGCGGCGACAUCCACGCCGCGGCGCUCCAGGGCGACAUCGCCGCGGUCCGCGAGCUGAUCGACAAACGGGACGACCGGAUGGAGGCGGGCGGCUACACUCCGCUCGGGCUCGCGAGCGCGCACACGCUCGCUGCGCUGUAUGGCCGUCCCGCCGCGCUGGGAGCCUUCUUCCGCGCGAACGGCGCGCUCGUCGAGACUCCGAACGCGCUCGGGCGCACGCCGCUGCACAACGCCGUCACUCUCCGCCACCUGAUCACCAUCAAGUACCUGAUCGGCGCGGACCACCCUACCUCCAGAGUAUCGAAUCCAGUGUGGGUUCAGUCCCGUGGGUGGUGCGGGCCCGUCGAGGCGCUCGUCCUGCUGCUGCACGGAAGCGCCUCCCGCCCCUCCCUCGCCGCAUCCAACCUGGCCGGCCGCACCCCACCCGAGGAGGCUGCGGCGGCGGGCGCGUCGAGCGGGGUGGUGGCGGCGAUGCGGGAGGCGAGCAAGGGGGAGGGGUCGGGCGCCUGGCUCAACAGCCAGAACGUCGACACACGCCUCCUCUCCUUCCUCGCCGGCUCCCCGCUCCGCACGCCUCCGAAGCAGCUGCCCGACGGCCCCUGGUUCGGGCAGGUCCGGCCCGCGCUCGUCGUGCAGAGCCUCGUGCCCUACUGCUGGGGCCUUACCCUCGCCUACUCGCUGCCAGCGGGCGCCGCCCUCCUCGUCGGCGCGCCCCCCUACCCUACCUCCAGAGUGGUCGAAUCCGAAGGGCUGCUGCAGGGCUGCCCCGAGCUGCGCCACUUGCUCGGCCUCUCCGACUCCUCCUCCUCGCCGAACGGGGGGAGGCUCGACCUGCGCGCCCCCCUCGGCCUCGUCCUUGCCAUCCUCUUCCUGAUGGCGACGCAGGCGCUCCUCGUGACCCCGCUGCUGCUGCCGCAGAGGCCGCUGCUCUCCCUCGCAUCCUAUGCCGCACAGGCCCUCCUCGUCUACAACUACGUCCACGCCGUCUCGACGCCGCCCGCGAUGCUGCCCGGCGCCAAGCCGGACUACCCUACCUCCAGAGUCUCGAAUCCAGUGUGGGCCCUCCCCCCGAACGCGGGCUUCCCCACCGACUUUUGCGAGCGGUCCGAGCGGAGGAAGGUCGCGCGCGCGCGCUACUCCCCGAUGUGCGCAGGGAUGGUGCACGUGAUGGACCAUGACUGCGUCUGGAAAUAA